Messenger RNA from Hevea brasiliensis (rubber tree), 1000 nucleotides. RefSeq lists its product as uncharacterized. Lineage: Eukaryota; Viridiplantae; Streptophyta; Magnoliopsida; Malpighiales; Euphorbiaceae. Bases 273 to 818 code for a protein of 181 amino acids. The transcript has 2 exons. The record is from RefSeq and is a predicted model, not a curated record.
AGCCCCGCAUGUCCAAAUCCACCACCUAGGAUAUAAAACAAAGAAAAAAAAUGGUGCAACAUGACAAGUUAAAAAGCAUAAAGUUCAACCAGGACCAGCAACCUGAAUACAUGAGGACAGAUAUACUAGAUUUAUCUGAUCCUGUUAGCAAUUCAUUGGCUCAUGCACUGGUUUGUAAUUUCUUUCUCUUUUCAUUUGUUUAUCUCAUGUUCUUGUAUUAAAGGCGGUGACAGUGACAGAUUGAUCAAAACGAGAGAACUUUGCUUCCAGUCAUGUCGAAUGAGGAGCUGAAGAUUCGCAGCGAGCUUGAGAUGGAUAUAGAAAGAGAUUUAGAGCAAGAAAUUACAGAUGGAAUAUACCAUCUUGCACUGAGAUUGCACAGACUUUAUCAAAACCAAAAAGAAAGGAAUAAAAGAGAAAUAUCAGAAUCUGGUGCAGCAAAAAAAAUUCACCAGGAAACAAAGAAAAAAUUACUCUCUGAAGUCAGCAUAAGCAUAAAAUUGGAUGCAGGAACCAAGAUUGAAAUAAAAGAGAUCAAGAAAGAAGCUCCAACUAGGCCCAGAAGUUCAAGAUCAGAUCAGAAUUUUCAGGGCAUGCUUCAUACUAAGAAGUUUGAUUGGGCCAGGAGUCUAAGGUCAUCAGGUUCAGCUUCUGCUGUGGCCAUUAGCAGGAGAAACGAAAGAUCACUCCAGGGUAAAACACUAAGCAAUUACCCUGCAGGUCAGUGUAUGAAUCUGAACCCUGAUAACAAUGCCAGGAGAAAUCUCACUAGUGCUGCAGGGCAUCGAAAAAUCAGUGCAAGUGUUGACAAUAAUUAAGAUACCUGAAUUGGGAUGGAAAUGCCAAAAAUUAUAUAUUGAGUAUUUAUUAUUUGUUAAUUAAUGCUUUUGGUUUGUUGAUUUGGACAUGAGAAUGUUGUUAUGAUCCUUAAGAACAUGUGAAAAUAUGUAAGUUUAGAAGUGCUUUUGAAAAUAUUUGUUAAAAGGUUUUCAUUAUAAUG